AGUACGAAAUACAUUUACACUUUGGACACCGACAUCGGUUCCAUUGGUUUAUGUCACGGGUAACUAUGCGCGGUCGCAAUGUUCUGCAGUAAAAAUGCAGCCCAAUCAUUAUACCAACUUCAAUAAUCAUUAAUUCCGAGUUUAUUUAUUUAUAAUUAUUUUUAAUUACCACCCUAAUUACAUCACACCUUUCCCAAUCUACACAACAUCAUGCAAAAAGACGGAGUAAGAUAUCGCCCUGGCCGAAUUGGCAGACCAUUAGAGGAGGGCUACAAUAAUUUACCCAGCUCAAUUAAAAGAAAAUCUCCACUUUCAAAUGGCACACAACAUCUUUUAUUUGCGUUGACAUUUUUUUUGUUAAUAUCGGUGACUGUAAUAGUAAUGGACAAGCAUUUACCUGAAGGAAAACUGAUUAAAAAUGAGCAUAAGUACCCGGGUAAAUUCAUUGCCGAGAGGGCGAGAAACCACGUUGUCAAUUUAACGUCACUGGGACCUAGAGUAGCCGGUAGUUAUGCUAACGAAGUACGGGCUGUCAAUUACUUGACAGCUGUUAUUAAUGACACUAUAAAACAAGCUAAUGAUAAUCAUAAAAUAGUUAUUGAUGUUACUAAACAUUCGGGUGCAUUUCCUCUUACCUUUUUGGAUGGUAUGACAAAUGUUUAUAGAAAUGUACAGAAUGUUAUUGUUAAAUUGGGCCCAAGAAGAGAUCCAGAACACAGUUUACUCUUAAAUUGUCAUUUUGAUUCAUUUCCUGAGAGUCCUGGUGGAUCUGAUGAUGGUGCUGCCUGUGCUGUUAUGCUAGAAAUUUUGAGAGUUUUAGCUACUAGCUCUAGAUACCUUAGACACAAUAUUAUAUUUUUAUUUAAUGGAGCGGAAGAAAAUUUACUACAGGCAUCUCAUGGAUUUAUAACCCAACAUCCAUGGGCUAAAGAAGUAAAAGCUUUUAUUAAUAUAGAAGCAUGUGGUGCAGGUGGACGAGAAUUAUUAUUUCAAGCUGGUCCUGAUAAUCCAUGGAUUAUUGAAGUAUAUUCCAAAGAGGUUCCAUUCCCAUAUGCUUCAUCUCUAGCUCAAGAAAUAUUUCAAAGUGGAAUUGUGCCAGGUGAUACUGAUUACCGAAUAUUUAGAGACUUUGGCAAAGUAUCUGGUGUUGACUUUGCGUGGACGACUAAUGGCUACGUCUAUCACACCAAGUUUGAUUCAGUGGAACAAAUACCACUUGGAGCACUUCAGCGCACUGGUGAUAAUAUACUCGCAUUAACUCAGGGAAUAGCUACAGGAAAUUAUUUAGGAAAUCCAUUAUUGCAAGACCACGAUGGUAGUCUUGUGUUUUUUGAUUUACUCGGAGCUUUUGUCAUACGAUGGCCCCAAUUUAUCGCCACUAUUAUAAAUAUUACCAGUAUAUUUAUAGGAGCUUAUUCAAUAUAUUUGAAUAUGAAAGUCGCUCGUCAAGAGUUGAAAACUUCGACAUAUUUAAAGCAAAUAUUAAUUUGCGUCUCAAUAAUCUGUGCCUCAUGGAUAAUUUCAAUGAUGUCAGUAACAUUCAUUGCACUUAUUCUUACAAAACUUGAGAAAGUCAUGAGCUGGUACGCUAGACCAGCCUGGUUAUUUUUUCUCUACGUUUGUCCGACACUUGCGGUAUCUAUGCUCUUUUUUAUGUACGCAGCAAAUCGACAAAAACAGGUAAUUAGUACACCUUGGACCUUGUAUCAGUUAUACAGUGAUGCUUAUAGUGUAAUUUGGAUGUCAGUAUUGUUAGCUUGCAUUUUAUUAGAAAUACGUUCAGGUUUUAUACCAUUACAUUGGGUAAUAUUUCCAGCAUUUGGUAAUAUUGUACGACAUAAUCUCUUUGAAAAAUGGAGAGAUUGGAAAUGGCUGUGUUAUCAAGUAGGAAUAUUAAGUUUACCAUACAUGCAGUCAUUUUAUUUAUCAAUAGGCGCACUAUAUUUAUUUAUACCGAUAAUGGGCCGUAUAGGCGCUGGUACCAAUUCCGAAGUUAUAAUGGCUAACAUGUUGUCAAUAUUAUUCUGUUUCUUACUAAGUUUUACGAUGCCAAUGGUAAUAUUAAUUAAAAAUGCUGGACGUGUAAUAAGUGUGAUGAUAGGUUUAUUUUAUUUGUCAGUCGCAGUACUUAUAUUAACACCUCUAGGGUUUCCUUAUAGCGGUGAUGUUUCAUCGCCUGCGCCCCAACGAUUUAUGAUCGCGCAUACUCAAAGACAGUAUUAUGAUGUAGAUGGUAUGCUUAAAUAUUCAGGAACUGGAUAUUGGUUAGUAGAUUUAGAUAUGAAUUCUCCUCAUAGCGUUCAGUCAAUGGUACCUGAAAUAGGUGCUGUACUACCUACUAAUUUAGACUGCGAAGAGCAAUUGUUCUGUGGGUUACCUUAUCUCGUACCAGUUAGAAGAUUUUUAUGGAAAACAAGUUGGAUACCUGGACCAGCUCCCACAAUUAAAAUUCCCACUCAAUUGGAAUUGGUGUCAAAAAUAUCAAGAAAAGAUACGACAACUUUAACGUUUAAUAUAACUGGUCCGGAUCAUAUAGGAAUUAUUUUAUCGCCUUAUCCAGGAGUGCAUUUAAAACAGUGGAAUGUUGUUGGCGGUGAUCCACUAGCAUGUCCCUCGUGGAAUGAUCGUGAAGUUUACUUUAUUUAUUACGCUUGUUCAUCCGACUGUGUUCCUUAUAAUUUUUCAAUAGUCCUUCAAGCUCCCGAAAAUUAUAAAGAACCCGUAUUAACUAUUGCCUUAGCCGGGCACUUUUUGCACGGAGAAAAUCAAAAGUCUCAAAAGUUUGAAAAAUUCCUAAAACAGUUCCCAUCAUGGACAGUAAUCACGCCAUGGACUGCGUCUUAUACUUCAUGGGAAUUUUAAACGUGAUUUAUUUAUUUAUUCAGUACUUUUAAUUUUAAAAAAAUACAAAGAGAUAAAAUAAAGAGAAUAGAAUUAUAGAAUUUUCGAUACAAUGGUUAUUGUAUUAAGUGAUAUUUAAAAUUUAUAAGUAACAAAAGAAUUAAAAUUAAUAAUUUAAUAAUAUACAGACAUAAAAAGCACACUUAGACGGCCUAGAUUAAUUAGUAUUUCAAUAUUAAUGUAAAGUGACAUUUUGUCUGUAAUAUUUACUAUAAAUAUUUACACAAUUUUUUACUAGAACCAUCUUUACUAAAUGGUAAAUUUAAAAUAAUUAAAAUUUAAACUUUUUCAAUAGGUAUUAUAAUAAAAAUUUUCUUAUUAAAAAUUACAAACUCGUUAACGUAUAGUUAACAAACGUAUGACGAGUUAAUUAGCCUGCAAAAUGUGCCGUAUUAAUAUUUAUAUAAAUUUACUAGUAUAUUGAAUUGACCAAAAAAAGGUUUAAAAAAAAAAAGUAAAAGUAAUUUUUUUUUAGUACUUUAAAAUUCGUGAUAGACACCAAACGAUAAUAAUUAUUAUAAAUAAUAAUAUAACACAAGUGCUGCAAUAGGUUUUAGUAUAAUUAUAUUAAUAAUAAUAUUAAUAUUAGCUUCAGAUUAAAUUUUUACUGACUUCUUAAUGCUCCAAAUAAAAUUAUCUCACCAUCUCGUGUAAUGUCAAAUAAAACUAUUAUAUAUAUUCGUAAAAUAAUUACGAAAAAAAAAAUUAAUUAAAUUAUUACACUGUAAGAAAUCGGGAGCGAAUGCGGAUUUUAUUCCAAUCUGAAUUCACGGAGCUUUAAAAAAAAUUACUCCGCAUAAGGAGUCGAUAGGGAGUUUGUUUAUUCAACGGAGUGAUUUCAGAAGGAUCUGGAUUUUAUUUCAAUCCACAUUCACUCCAAUUCGGAAUUUUAAUUUAAAAAUAAAUUCCCCUUGGAGUGAAUUUCACUCCAAGGGAAUUAAAUAAAUAAACAGUGACCGGCUCUGCAAUCACUCCGGAUUUAAUCCGCAUUCACUCCGAAAUUUUUUUACGGUGUAUUCUAAAAAAUAAAAUAGAUACUGAUCUAUUUAAUGCGCUUUCAGUACUCAAUGUAUUGAUGAUUAAAAUGAAUUUUUUUUUAAUUCAUUUGAAUAUUUUUUUUAUUAUUAUUAAAUUUGUGAUUAAAUGAAUUUACUGUGUUAAUUAACUUUGGUAUAUUUAUUAUUAUUUUAUUAUAAAUGAUACAUAUCUUAGUUUUCUUAGAUCAUUUGUUGAUUUUUUUUCUAAUUAAUAUUUAAUUAUAUCUAUUUAUUAUCGACUAUUAAACGAUUUAUAUAACACGCUUGCAACGAAUUAUCGCUUAAAAAAACAAAGAGUAUAUACGUUAAAAAAAAAGUAAAAUUGAUUGAUAAUAUAAAUUUAUUACGUGUAAAUGAAAAAAUUUUUUAUUGUGGCUUUGACGGAGUUUCACAUUAAUAUUGUACUCUAAUUGUUAAAUUAAAAAUAUUGUUAAUAAUUCACAAUAAAAUUUAAAUUGAAUUAUUUAAAAAAAAAUUUUAAGUUAAUUUUUUUUAAUCAUUAUUAAUUUAUAUGUGCAAAUUAUUACACAAUAUUUUAAUUGUUUUAUAAUUGUUUGUAUAGAAUUGUUUGUUGUUAAAUAUUUUACAGGCAAAGUAGGUCAUUUAGUAGUACUAUAGAAAUUAAGUUCCUCUAAUUUCCGGCUCCAUCCGUUUGCGCAUUUCAGUCACAUAAAGAAUUCAAUUAAAAUUGUUAAACUAUCAACAAUCUGCUAAUUAAAAAAAAAAAAAGUUAUUUAUGUAAUCGAGAUUAAAAUAAAAACAACCUUGUAAUUUAUUAAAUA
Messenger RNA from Microplitis mediator, 4720 nucleotides. RefSeq names its product endoplasmic reticulum metallopeptidase 1-like. The coding region runs from base 211 to 2862 and encodes 883 amino acids. The record is from RefSeq and is a predicted model, not a curated record. Gene Ontology annotation, molecular function: metalloexopeptidase activity. The transcript is spliced from 11 exons. NCBI's taxonomy places the organism in Eukaryota, Metazoa, Arthropoda, Insecta, Hymenoptera, Braconidae. Gene Ontology annotation, biological process: proteolysis.